Molecule: messenger RNA, 438 nt
Organism: Symbiodinium natans
Lineage: Eukaryota; Dinophyceae; Suessiales; Symbiodiniaceae
Source: the annotation of a GenBank genome assembly
AUGGCGCCCGGGAGCUGCAUGCAGAAGCUGGUCAGCCCUUACAAGUUCUAUGCUGCUUUCGAGAACUCUCGAUGCCGUGGCUACAUCACGGAGAAGUUUAGAACUGGGUUCUCGUACGGCAUGGUGCCGGUAGCUUUCGGUGGCAUGAGCAGAUCGGAUUACGAGCUCAUAGCACCCCCGGAUUCCUUUGUCCACGUAGACGACUUUGGUUCGCUGAAGGAGCUAGCCAAGUUCCUGCUCGAGCUUGAUAAGGACGACAAGAAGUACAAUGCUUACUUCGCCUGGAAGUCGCGGCUUCAAGUGGAGGAUCGGAUGAUAACAGGCACUCGCGCGUACUGCGACCUGUGUCAGGAGCUUCAAAAGCCGAAAGCGCAGCAAAAGCCGGUGCGCAGAUUUGGCAACCUCACGAAGUGGUGGUACUCUGGCUGUCGCGACUAG